CAGAAGUUACAAGACCGAGGAAAGAUUGCUGUAGCUGGAGAUAUGCGUGCAGACUCCCCAGGGCAUUCAGCAAAAUAUGGAAGCUACACGGUAAUGGACAUGCACAGCAAUACUAUUGUGGACCUCCAGCUUGUUCAGAGCAAUGAGGUUGGUGGUAGCUACCACAUGGAGAAGGAAGGCCUAAAGAGAUGUCUGGAUCUGCUGGAGUCUACUGGUGUAGAAGUGGAUUACAUUGUCACCGACCGUCAUCCACAGAUCCAGAAGUAUCUCAGGGAACGCAGCAUAAAACUCAGUUCUAUGAUGUGUGGCACUUCGAGAAAGCUUUGUCUAAGAAACUACAGAAACUGACUAAAAACAAGGACUGUGGAUUGCUGAGGAAGUGGCAGCGUAGCAUCAGAAAUCAUGUUUACUGGUGCGCCACUUCCUCCACUAAAGGACCAGAGAAGGUGGCUAAGUGGACUUCACUGGUCAACCACCUCCAGAAUGUGCACACUCACGACAAUCCCAUCUUUCCCAAGUGUGAACAUCCACUUACAGAAUCAAAGGACCCAAAUAAAUGGUUUCAACGAGGGUCACUGGUUAUCCACAAAAUUGAGAAAGUACUGUGCAACAAGAGAGUGUUGAAGGAUGUGGAGAAGCUCAGUCAUGAUUUUCAGACAUCUUCCCUGGAGGCAUUCCGCAGCCUAAUUCUACGUUUUACACCUAAAAAUGUAGUGUUCCCUUUCAUGGGAAUGUUGUGCAGACUGUACCUUGCUGUUCUUCAUCAUAACGAAAACGCAAACCAAGAACAAGCCACAUCAACAGGACAGGUGGUGUACAAAAUGGUGUUCCCGAAAUCCAGAAAGGGGGAAUGCACAGCACGGGCAUUAAAAACGGACCCGACAUAUAAUUAUGUUGACGAGCUACUGAAGCUCGUCUUUGACGAAGUUAUUAUGGACCCCUCUCCAUUUGUGGAUGAAAUGAAGGCAAUCCCCAUUCCCACGCCCCUUUGUGCAGAGUAUGACAGACCGUCAAAGGAGGAAGCGAUUGCCCAUCAUGUUUCAAGAUUCAAUCAAGAGGUGGUCGGAAGCCAACGUAAUGACCAGCCGGAUCUGGAAACUCACGGCGACAAUGCAGGAUGGAAUGACAACACGGACACUCCGACCUAAGUAGACCCAGCACCAACUGACAAAGCUGCGGUAUGCAAGAUGGCGGAACUGCCUAAAAUUUAAGACAACCUUUUAACUCUGUGUGACCAAAUAAAACAUGUUUGUAAAUAAAGAUUGUUUGAGUUACAUAUCUUGUUCAUAUUUCAUCAUUUACGUGUUCUAGUUAUGUCAUUUAAAAAAAUGUGAUUAUUGGUAUGGUUUAUCAGACUAGACUUACUCCUCUGAUGUUCUGGCUGUAGUCGCUUCUAUAGAUGUUCUGCAGAGUAUAUGGAUUUAGACCAUUUGGUUCAAAGCCUGGAUGGAGUACCAUAUAUGUAGGUGGGACUGGAAUCUGGUUCAUUCUUCUUGAAUCCUAAAGUGAAAAAGUGUGUGUCAAAACUAUCCAGAACAAGUUGCUAUAAUAAUAUAUGGUAACACUUUAUUUUGAUGGUCCCUUUUGAACAUUGUUGACACUAAGUAAUGUUUCAACUACAUGUCAACAAACUCUCAUAAGAGUAUUAGUUGACUGUCUGCUUCAUAUCUACUAACUGUUGGUCUCCCAACAGAUAUUCUACUGACUAUAAGUAACUUUGCAAGAACAUGUCAACUUAUUCUAACCCUAACCCUACCAGUCAACUAAUACACUACUAACACUCUAAUGAGAGUCAGUAGAAAUGUAGGUGCAACAUUACUUAGUCAAUAGAAUGUAUUAAAGGGACCAUCAAAAUAAAGUGAAACCUAAUAUAUAUUAGCGUACAUACAUAAUAUAUGUAUAUGAAUCAUUCCACAAAACAGUACGAUUUGGACUUGCACAUUUUUCGAUUUUUUACCAAAAAAUAUUACUUUUCUGAACACCCCACAGCAUUAAUGACAUAAUUAUCUUCCUGAAAAACAUUCAAUAUACAUGCUUAUGUUUGUCACUUUUUAUAUAUGUUAAUGUGAUUAGUUGUUGUAGUUAUCUUAUUUUAACACGUCUUUGAAAUGGGAGCAUCCAGGCUAAUAAAAAAGAGGGUGUGUUUCCAACUAGGUCUAGGGGAGUAUGGGUGAAAACUUGAUAUUGCGGCUCCACAAUCACUACUGUGCAGACUUUGGCACCAAAUGAUGUCUCCAGUGCAAGAUUUUGGCUUCAGUUAUCCACAGUAGAAAGAAGCUGGGACGUGUUGUCCAUCUUUUUCUUACCAUCCAUGGCAGGGGUGUCAAACUCAGUUCCUGGAAGGCGGCAGCCCUGCAGUUUUUUGUUCCAACCCUGCUCCAACACACAAACCAUGUAGUUUUCAAAUAAGCCUGAAGCCUGUUUAAUUAGGGUUGGCAGUCCGACCCCCCAAGUGCCACCUCUGCGUGGGCGCGACCCAGGCAGAAGACGCACGAUUCGUGGCCAUCAGAUGGUUCGAUUGGCUCUACGCAGGAGAGGCAAUCGCAAGAGGUCAUCUUUAUCCGUCCGAAGCUCACCGGAACACAGCAGGGGAAGAGAAGGCGUGUCCGCUGCAGCGUGUAGAUCACGGUGAGUAGAAGAUUUCUUGAUAGGCUUCUUGCUGAAGGAAAAAAUACUGAAUGGAUGACGUACAAGCACUGCCUUAUAUAGAGUGGGAUCCCGCUCAUAUUUCGCGCACUUGAACGUCAUUGACCAGUUUUACUGGCGUGAUUCAAUAAGGCUUCAGUAGUAUUCGAGGAAAAGGUAUUUCCCAUAGAAAUGUAGAGUGACCGAAUUGAAGGGGAACUCUUGACACCCUUGAUCCAUGGCGACAACAGUACAUUUAGCAUAUUCCGUGGGUAGGAAUUAUUUAAAUGAGUGACAUGAGAGAUCACACUAUCUGUAAAAAGCAUUGUAGUCCAAACGAGCUGUUUGCUAUAGUAUUCCCUUCAGAACACUAUAUCUAUAUCCCUUCAUAGUGGAUUUGAGCUUUGUAACCUUGCAGAUCUAUUUUUAGAAUUAAUCAGCAACAUCACACAUUAACAAAAGUUGAAAACGUGAAAAAAAAAAAAAAAAAAACAUAA
Onychostoma macrolepis is the source of this 3122-nucleotide messenger RNA. RefSeq lists its product as uncharacterized. The transcript is spliced from 7 exons. The record is from RefSeq and is a predicted model, not a curated record. NCBI's taxonomy places the organism in Eukaryota, Metazoa, Chordata, Actinopteri, Cypriniformes, Cyprinidae. The coding region runs from base 189 to 1148 and encodes 319 amino acids.